Messenger RNA from Etheostoma cragini (Arkansas darter), 2488 nucleotides. RefSeq names its product 5-methyltetrahydrofolate-homocysteine methyltransferase reductase (gene mtrr). Gene Ontology annotation, biological process: homocysteine metabolic process. The record is from RefSeq and is a predicted model, not a curated record. Gene Ontology annotation, molecular function: [methionine synthase] reductase (NADPH) activity; FMN binding; flavin adenine dinucleotide binding. The coding region runs from base 179 to 2425 and encodes 748 amino acids. Lineage: Eukaryota; Metazoa; Chordata; Actinopteri; Perciformes; Percidae. Gene Ontology annotation, cellular component: cytosol. The transcript has 15 exons.
UCAAACUGAAUAGUUAAAGAUUAGAACGGAAAAGAUCUUAUUUUGUAAUUUGGUUGCUUCCAAUCACGUUCAAACCUCAAACAGCCUGUGUCUUAAUCUCGCGUGAAUACCAGUACACUAAAAAUUCCAUGAGGAGUGCUGAGUUGAUUCAGCAGCCGGUUUGAAAAGAUUCACUAGCAUGCCCUGUGAAGUGAAGCCUCGGUUUGUGGUUCUUUACGGAUCUCAGAAGGGCCAAGCCCAGUCCUUAGCAGAAGGAGUAGCUGAGGUGGCAGAGGAGCAUGGUCUGGUUGCUGAGCUCAGUUGCUUGAGCCAAAAUGAGAAGUACAAUUUGGAGAAAGAGAAUGCCCCAGUGGUCUUCAUUGUGUCUACUACUGGAGAUGGGGAACCACCAGACAAUACCCUCCAAUUUGUAAAGCGCAUCAAGAAGAAAACCCUCACCACUGACCACUAUAAACACCUUCACUAUGCACUUUUAGCUUUAGGAGACACAAAUUAUGCAAAUUUCUGCAACUGUGGGAAGACAAUUGAGAGACGUCUACAGGAACUCGGAGCCAAACAAUUCUAUGCAACAGGAUAUGCAGAUGAUGGUGUAGGGCUGGAGGUGGUUGUGGACCCCUGGCUUGAAGGACUGUGGAAAGCAAUCAAAGGAGCCUUAUCAAACAUGGAUUCUGAUAGGACUGGCUACUUGAAAGGAGAAGCAGCUGAUUCACCAAAGGAAACUCAUGGUUCAACUGUACCAGAUGUCCAACUAAACCUCUUGAGCAUAACUGACCGCCAGAGCUGUGAGUCGAUCAGAGAAUCUGUAGAAACUGUCUCCAAAUUUUCAACUGCUGCUUCAUCUUCGGCUCCUGCUACACCAACUGCCGUUUCUGAUCUCCGGCCAUUUUUUCCUGCAGGGAGCCCUGGGUUGGCAGCCCAGUCUCGUGGUACUGCCAGUGUUUCUACAUCCGCACCAGAGACACAGACCGGCGAUGCUGGAGUUCCCCAUGUUGCGUUGGCAGCCUCGCUAACACACUCCCUGCCGCCGCUGUCGGAGUCCUCUCUUAAUGUUCCAGCUCUGCCUUCUCCCUACCUCGAGGUUUCUCUUCUUGAGGUGGAUACUGUGGAACAGGAUAUAGGGCCGUUAAACAAAGAGAGUCUCCAUGAGGUUCCCAUCUCCAGGGCAAUUAAGCUGACCAGAGGAGAUUCAGUCAAGCUGGCCCUUCUCUUAGAGCUGGACAUAUCUGCUCACCCGACGAUGUCUUAUCAUCCAGGGGAUUCGUAUGAUGUGUCAUGCCCAAACAGGGCCACUGAGGUUGAGGACAUGCUCCACAGAUUGGGCCUUUAUCACCAGAGGAACCACCAAGUACACAUUUCUCUACGUAAAGACACUAAGAAAAGAGGUGCCCAGGUGCCACCCUACAUUUCCCACAACAUUUCUCUGCUGUACCUGCUCACAUGGUGUCUGGAGAUCAGAAGUGUUCCUAAGAAGGCAUUUCUCCGAGCACUGGUGGAGCAUACCAGGGACAGUGUGCAGCGGAGGAGACUGCAGGAGCUCUGCAGUAAACAAGGCGCCGCAGACUACAACCUGUAUGUGAGAGAUCCGAGCCUUAGCGUCUUGGAGCUUCUCACAGCUUUCCCAUCCUGCUCGCCUCCUCUCAACCUCCUCAUAGAACAUUUGCCGAAACUGCAACCCAGGCCUUAUUCAGCAGCAAGCUCCUGUCUUAGGUACCCGGGAAAGCUGCAUUUUGUCUUCAACAUAGUAGAGUUCCCAGCAAGCUCUGGCCGGCCUGCGGGGAGGCGAGGCUUGUGUACCGGUUGGCUGUUUGACCUCAUCAAUCCUGUCCUGGUUUUUCCUGAGAAGACUGAAUCCUCUAGCAGCCUGCCUCUGCCAAAGAUCCAUGUGAGUUUGAGACCCAACUCCUCCUUCCGGCCUCCCUCUGACCUGUCGGCGCCCUUUAUAAUGGUCGGACCGGGGACAGGAGUUGCCCCGUUUAUUGGCUUCCUUCAGCAAAGAGAGAUGGAGAGGAAGGAGAACCCUGAGGCCACAUUUGGCGAGACCUGGCUGUUCUUUGGUUGUCGCCACAGAGACAGAGACUACCUGUUCAGAGAGGACUUGGAGGGCUUCGUGUCCAGCGGUACACUGAGCCAACUCAAGGUGUGUUUCUCCAGAGACGACCAGGACGAGGCCAGCACGUCCGCAGUAUCACGGCCCAGAUAUGUGCAACACAACCUGCUACUUAACAGCCAACGCAUCACAGACAUCCUGCUCAAACAGAACGGUUACUUCUAUGUCUGCGGAGAUGCUAAAAACAUGGCUAAAGACGUAAACGACACCCUGAUGGAGAUGAUCCAAACGGAGCUUCAGCUCGACCAACUGGAUGCCAUGAAGAGACUGGCGGCGCUGAGAGAGGAGAAACGCUACUUACAGGACAUCUGGGGCUGACAGCAGAUGACCAGAUAAGGACAUUUUGCAGCAUCCACUGGGCCUUUUUACACCUUAAAAAAA